Messenger RNA from Pisolithus orientalis, 639 nucleotides. RefSeq lists its product as uncharacterized. Bases 1 to 639 code for a protein of 212 amino acids. The record is from RefSeq and is a predicted model, not a curated record. Lineage: Eukaryota; Fungi; Basidiomycota; Agaricomycetes; Boletales; Pisolithaceae. The transcript has 9 exons.
AUGCAUAUGGACAAGGUUGCAGAUCAGCAAGAUGCUGAUGAAUGUAAUCAUCAACACCCUGCAGAUGUUGAUGAUGGGCUUGGAGAUUUUUGCAGUGACAAUGGGGCUGGAGAUUUUUGUGGUGAUGAUGGUCCUGGAGAUGUUCAUGGUGACAAUGGGGCUGGAGAUGUUUGUGGUGAUGAUGGAGAUAGAGAUUUUCAUGGUGACAAUGGGGUGCUGAUUAAGAACCCCCUAUCCUCUUUGCAUCCACCUCCUGUUGUCAGAGAUUCACCAGAGCCAACCAUGACCAUAUCUGAGUCUUGCAUGAGCACUAUUGAUGAAGGGGAGUCUCAAGUCGAAAGCCCCAAGUACAAGUGUAACACUGAGCAUAUCACAACUGUCAGUGCAGCAAAUGGCCCCACAACCCACAGAUGGAAUGAAGAAGAAGGUGUGGCAUCCUCAUUCAAACAAGAGUGGCAGAAACAGGUUGGCAGAUUGCUAGAGGAGUUCAACAAGUACUUUGAUGAGUUGCCUUCUGAAGCAAAGGCAAAAUACAAAGACGAAGGCAAACAAUCUGUUUUCAGGCAGCACUAUGUACUAGGAGGCAUGUUUUGGCAGACAGGCAAGCAGGAGCAGUGCGGGCAAGGGCAGUGUGGAUGA